AUGUCUCCUGUGAAGCUCUUAACUGGUCAAUUAGGAAAGGAUGGCCCUCAAGUCCCGAAGCUUGGCUUUGGCUUGAUGGGCUUGAGUGUUGGAUAUGGCAAAGUGGGAUCUGAUGAGGAACGACAUAAGAUUCUUGACCGAGCCUGGGAGCUUGGUGAAAUAUUCUGGGAUACUGCAUGUACUUAUGGGGAUAGUGAAGACCUCGUGGGUAAAUGGUUCAAGAAACAUCCUGAACGAAAACGCGAUAUCUUCCUAGCCACAAAAUGGGCGCUUGGGUUAGAGCGGACGCCUGAGGGCGCGAUCGCUAUCACCGUGGAUAGCUCCCCUGAGAAUUGCCGUACAAGCUGCGAGCGGUCUUUGAAGCGACUCGGGCUCGAUAGCAUUGACCUUUUCUAUUGUCAUCGAUUCGAUCAGAAAACCCCCGUUGAGAAGACGGUGGAGGCCAUGGUGCAGCUCAAGAAGGAAGGCAAGAUUAAGUAUCUUGGACUAUCCGAAUGUUCGUCUAACACGCUUCGACGGGCCCACGCAAUUCACCCAAUCAGCGCAGUCCAGGUCGAAUAUAACCCUUGGACAUUGGAUAUCGAAAACGAACAGGGGACUAAUUUGCUUGCCACCUGCCGGGAACUAGGAGUUGCUGUGGUAGCUUACUCGCCUCUCGGACGAGGUUUCCUGACGGGCCGUUACAAAUCUCCCGACGACUUCGAGCCGACAGAUUACCGGCGGAUGGUUCCGAGAUACAGCAAGGAAAACUUCCCGAAGAACUUGGAGCUGGUGAAAAAGUUCGAGGCGUUCGCAAACGCAAAGGGCCACACGGCAAGCCAGGUGGUGCUAGCAUGGAUUAUGGCACAGGGAGAUGACUUUUUCCCCAUCCCUGGUACUAAAUCAACUAGGUACCUGGAGGAAAACUUGGGUGCGCUAAAUGUCACGGUUUCCGCCGAGGAGAACAAGCAAGUGAGAGAACUCAUUGGAAACAUGCAAGUUGCCGGUAUUCGAAACACCCAGCUCGGAUCGAUUCCUCCUGCACAGCUCCAGGAUACUGUUCCUUUGUAAGUCUCAAUCAUUUGGAGGAAGCAGAUGGACGAACUCGUACCUAAGUCACACCAUGAGGAUCAAUAUACCUGCGUAAAAAUAUUCAUAUGUUGCAUUAUCCAUAGUAUCCACCGUAUCGUCCUAAAUGGGGGUGAUACCUAUGCCCGAUGUGUAACGAAUAAGUUGCCGGAAGAAAUCCAUGCGUCCCAUGCAGGCUAAGGUCAUGAGCAAGGCUGAAG
Annulohypoxylon truncatum is the source of this 1268-nucleotide messenger RNA. Its product is annotated as Aldo/keto reductase-like protein. NCBI's taxonomy places the organism in Eukaryota, Fungi, Ascomycota, Sordariomycetes, Xylariales, Hypoxylaceae. The record is from RefSeq and is a predicted model, not a curated record. Gene Ontology annotation, cellular component: cytoplasm. The coding region runs from base 1 to 1050 and encodes 349 amino acids. The transcript has 3 exons.